Sipha flava (yellow sugarcane aphid) is the source of this 2671-nucleotide messenger RNA. RefSeq lists its product as uncharacterized. The transcript has 8 exons. Lineage: Eukaryota; Metazoa; Arthropoda; Insecta; Hemiptera; Aphididae. Bases 1726 to 2550 code for a protein of 274 amino acids. The record is from RefSeq and is a predicted model, not a curated record.
UCUACAGUCUUAGUCGUAUAUUAAUGUCAACACUCCGUUCGUCUUAGUUUUUCCUUUUGAGCAUUUGAUUUGACUCAUUUAAUAUCAAGCUUCUUAAUUUUAUAAAAUCAAAUAUUUUCCUAUGUCCUCUAUAACAGUAGUCCAUUAUAGAAGUCGACAAUGAUAUCAUAAUCAUCAGCCAAUAAACUAAAUAUUGGGAAAAGUUAUGGCUGGCUUAUACUCAAGUCCUUGGAAAAUAAAAGAAGAAAACGUCAACACAGAUAUUGGGUUCGAUCACUUUUAUUUGGAAGAGUGAACGAUGGUGCUGCACAAUUGAUGAAUUAUUACUUUCGUUUACUAACUUAGUCUAGUAUUUAAGUACAGAAUUCGUAUUCAGAUUUCGUAAAUUCGUAAUUCGUUUUCAGGCACAACACGACCGUUUCCACUAAACAGACUCGAGUUUCAAAACACAUCGAAACCUUUUGAUGUUACCGCUUCCGAGCGGGACACAAAAAACAAAACUCCAACUGUCGCAAAAUACGUUGGGUCUUCAAAAUGUUUGCGAAAAGUUCCAGUUUUGUUUUAUUCGACACGAGUUUGUGUUUUGUUUUUGUUUUGUCCGUUUAGUGGAAAACCGGCAUAAUACAUUCUACGUAAACAGAUUUGUUAAUGUUAAGAUACGUGAUGAAAUAUUAUUACUUAAUACCAUUGAUUGUAGAAUAGACGAUAAAAUACACGAUUGCGCGUAGUCGGUGUUCAAACAAUCGCAGGACGAGUUUUAUUUUUCUCCAAAUCUAUUUCGGUAGAAAUAACGCCGGUAACGAUUUUCAGUCGAAUUUUAGUCCGACUGAUAGGUUGUUCAAUAUUAUGGAAUGCACGUGGUGGGUGCAUUAAAAUUUGUGAUAAGAACAUAAGCUGUAUUAUAAUUAAACGACAUUUCAGAUAAAAAUUUGAUUUUCCUUUAUUCAUUCACGCCACCUAUCGGCGGACAGCAACCCAUGUUAGCAUAACUUUGGUAGCCGAAAACCACAUACCGAGGAUUAUAUGAUGUCUAUGAUCAAUGAUAUUAACAUAAUAUAGUUACGACAAUCGUCAUUGUUGUCAAUUUCACGUUUUAUAAAACUACAUUAUGUAUACGUAUUUACUGAUUUGCUGAUACACAUUACCGAUUAUCGGCUGGAAUAUCCACCUGGAUUAUCCACCGAAGGCCAAAAUCGAAUUCCUAUUAUAGUAUAAUUGUAAUCAUCGAAAUAAACACACAUCGCGACAGCCAGCUGUUCGUAUUAUUAAUAUUUUAACUUUUCACCGAUAUCGGAUUGGGUUGAGAUUAUUACAAGAAGUGGUGUGAUUUUACAAACCGACCGAAUAAUAAACACGAUCAUUAUUAAUUGUUACACUUCAACGUUCCUUUUUAGUAGGUACAUGUAGCCUUACGGGUAUGUCUUUGUUGACCAGACUUUAACGUUCAAAAUUAAAUGGAAAACUGUGAAUAAACAAUAUUUUAGAUCAAUAAUCGCUGAUAAAAAUAUAUCUAAAGCCAGAGUGUCAAAAGUUCAAGCAGAUUUAAUGAAAAUAAUUAUUUCGACAAAUUACGGAAAAAUAGUUUGCUUUGAAGUGACAUAAGAAGUACUUAUGGAUCCAAACAAUGAACCCAUAUCUCUGCAAUAAUGAAUUUUUGAUUUUAGUGAUUUAUUGAUCGAAUUCUUAUUUAUUUUGUAUGCCAUAUCAAUUACCUCGUAACUUAAAAUGUUUGGUUGUGACAAGUGUCCAGCUACGUUUCUCCACAGGUACAGCUUAACUAGACAUAUGGUAGCUCAUAGCGAUGUUCGUUUUGAAUGUGAAAUAUGUAAAUCGCUGUUUAAAUACAAGACCAAUCUUAAGCGACACGAAAGAAAUACUCAUCAUAUUAUACGUAAUACGAGACAGUAUAUAACGGCAUAUAAUGUAACGACUGCAGCUGGUUCGUCGAGUGCACGGAAUUGGAUAGACUUAACUGGAAACAGUGACGUUGAAGAUGAUCCGAACAAUGUUAGAUUGGGCCAAAAUUCGGUCGCCACUAAAGCAACUUCACUACAAUCAAACAAUCAAGGUGAUCUUACGUGUAUGACAUUCAAUAUGAACUCCCUCAAAUCUGAACGGAUUGAUCAGAUAGUAUCAUAUACGUGCAAUUUAAAUUCAAAUGUGUGUUUAUGUGGAUAUUGUACAACUUUAGACAUUAAAUCUGAAAAUGAACAAAACAAUGUGCACAUCGAGUAUAAACCAACUAUCCGUAUGACUGUAGAUAGCACGGUUGGUGAAGGGAUGGUGAUCAAACGCAAUUCGUCAGAAGUAAAAUUGGAUAAAAAAUAUAAAAAACGCAACAAUUCUAGCAACAAACUACUGACAUUAGCAGACUUGGAUGCUCACAAAAUUCCUGAAGAACGUUACAAAAUGGCCAAAGAGUACAUUAUCGUACAACACAAAAAAAUCAAAUCAUUAGAAAAAACCAUUAAAGAUCUCGAAAACUGUAUUGGUGUGAUGAAUGACGAGUUGAUUCGAUAUAAGACUGAAUUUAAAAAUAAAUUAACUUAAAAUGAAUUAUUAAACAAUGUAUGUAAUAUUAUUAGUAUGGCAUAUUUUAUUAAAGUAAACAACUGAUGUGUGUAAUUUAUACAUUCCUAUAAAAUCUAUUUUAUGUUUAACAAUUUUUUUU